Molecule: messenger RNA, 1563 nt
Organism: Fraxinus pennsylvanica
Lineage: Eukaryota; Viridiplantae; Streptophyta; Magnoliopsida; Lamiales; Oleaceae
Source: the annotation of a GenBank genome assembly
AUGGACGCUGUACUUGUCUUUUUCAGCCUAUUAGGUGCAACUUCUGCUUAUUUGAUAUGGUUUUGGCUUCUUGCACAGAAACUCACUGGUCCAAAGGUCUGGCCAUUGGUGGGUAGUCUCCCACAUUUAUUUAUGAACCGGAGGCGAAUCCACGACUGGAUAGCCGGGAACCUCCGUGCGACUGGUGGCGCCGCCACUUAUCAGACAUGCACCAUUGCUAUCCCUUUUCUGGCUAGGAGACAAGGGUUUUACACUGUCACGUGCCACCCGAAAAAUAUCGAGCAUAUUCUCCGAACCCGGUUCGAGAACUAUCCAAAAGGACCGGACUGGCAAACUGCCUUCCAUGAUCUUCUAGGGCAAGGCAUAUUCAAUAGUGAUGGCGAAACUUGGCUGAUACAGAGAAAGACUGCUGCCCUUGAGUUCACUACUCGGACUCUACGACAAGCCAUGGCCCGGUGGGUGAAUCGGACUAUUCGAACCCGUUUGUGGAUCAUAUUAGACAAGGCUUGCAAAGAUCAUUCCUCUGUGGACAUGCAAGAUUUGUUGCUUCGUUUAACCUUCGAUAACAUAUGUGGACUCACUUUUGGUAAAGAUCCUGAAACUCUUUCACCUGAAUUACCCGAAAAUCCAUUCGCCAUUGCCUUCGAUUCAGCCACUGAAGCAACUCUUCAAAGAUUACUUUAUCCUGGAUUGCUAUGGAGGUUGAAGAAACUUGUAAGCAUUGGAGCUGAAAAAAGGCUGGAAAAGAGCCUACAAGUCAUCGAAAAUUACAUGUCGGAAGCCCUUGAAGCGCGAAAAGAAACUCCAUCAGACGAUCUCUUAUCUCGAUUCAUCAAGAAGAGAGAUAUUGAAGGAAACCUGUUUCAAAAUUCAGUCCUCAAACGCAUUGCUCUUAACUUUGUUCUCGCUGGCCGUGACACAUCCUCUGUGGCGUUAAGCUGGUUCUUCUGGCUCGUCAUGAACAACGAGCGCGUAGAAAACAAGAUCAUCAGUGAAGUAUCGACAGUUUUACUAGAAACCCGUGGAAAAGACACGCAGAAAUGGAUUGAAGAGCCAUUGACAUUCGAUGAAGCUGAUAGACUGGUUUAUCUAAAAGCCGCAUUGACUGAAACCCUGCGUCUGUACCCCUCAGUCCCCGAAGAUUUCAAAUAUGUUGUCUCCGACGAUGUUUUGCCGGACGGAUCAUACUUGCCGGCUGGUUCAACUGUCACAUAUUCUAUAUACUCAGUUGGGAGGAUGAAGAGUGUAUGGGGUGAGGAUUGCAUGGAAUUCAAACCGGAGAGAUGGCUUUCGGUCAGUGGUGACAAGUUCGAACCGCCCAAGGACGGUUACAAGUUCGUGGCGUUCAAUGCCGGACCAAGAACUUGUUUAGGCAAGGACUUGGCGUACCUCCAGAUGAAGUCUGUGGUCUCUGCUGUACUUCUUCGUUACCGGCUAUCUCUGGUUACCGGUCAUCUUGUUGAACAGAAGAUGUCUUUGACUCUUUUCAUGAAGAAUGGUCUCAAAGUUUACUUGGAGCCACGUCCUCUUACUGCACCACCAAGGGCUGCCAUGUCAGCAUAG